Messenger RNA from Mycotypha africana, 1512 nucleotides. RefSeq lists its product as uncharacterized. Lineage: Eukaryota; Fungi; Mucoromycota; Mucoromycetes; Mucorales; Mycotyphaceae. The record is from RefSeq and is a predicted model, not a curated record. The coding region runs from base 331 to 1200 and encodes 289 amino acids. The transcript has a single exon.
AGGUCUCUUGCGUCUAUUUAUAGCAAAAAAAAAAAAAAAAGGUAUGUAUAUGUUUUUUGCUCUUGGCUCUUGCCAGUACUUCUUGGCCUUACAUUUCAAAAAGAGGAUAACGUGUCUAGGAUAUAGUUCAUUAAAAAACAAUAUAUCCACCAAUGAAAUGUCGUUGCUUUAAAACAGCAAUAAAUUGAAUCGAGUCCAGAUUCCUCUCUCGUGCUCCCCCUCCCCCCAAAGGUCCUCCAAAUUCUACUGAUUCAACACAACGGGUAUAAAUACCCUAUCUCGUUUACAAUUUGCAUUCCUUUUUGUGUAUAUAUACUUGUAAAUAGAAUCAUGUCUACUACUACCCCUUUUUCUGGCUGGUUACAGAAAUUGACGACUAAAAAUACCUUUGUCGCUUCACGUUGGCAAUCACGCUUGUUCGUCUUGUUGGAUACUGAACUACGGUAUUACAAGGACGAGCAUGCAGCCACCGCUUCAAAAACGAUCGAUCUUCGUGAGGUGGCACGGGUGAAAACCAUCACGCAUCCACAUCACCAGCACCUUUAUUGCUUCCGAUUAGAGCCUCUUACGAAAAAACAAAAAGCUUGGACGAUUGCUUGCAAGUCAAAAGAAGAAUUGGAUGCUUGGGUAUCCGCCAUCCACCUACGACUUGCCUCAUCCAGCACAACAACACCAACGAAACCCCAGCUACAACAGCAGCAUGUGAUGCGAGAGAAAGAAAUGUUGCUUUCACCUACAGAACAACCUUUCUCUACACCCGAACAAAACCGUCAGCCGCCUCCGUUGUCCUUGAUGAGCACUCUACACACCGACCAUGAAAACACAGACACUGCUGCCCCUGCAUCGCGUCCAAGGGUUGUUAAACGUAAAAAAUCAAAAGCAUGCCUUUCGCGCAGACGAGGUGUUAUUUUAAGCCCUUUGGAUAUUGAGGCCAUUCCCGGCUUACUGGAUGCUAGUGAAACAUCCUAUGAUUCUUCUUCCUCCUCUACAUCCGCCAUGGAUGAGCUUCAUAGCCGUGAUACGGAUCUUUGUUACGCUAUCGAGAUCAACCUCUCUCCAUCCUCCGUGGUGAGUAAAGACGAUCAAUCCAUUCUAGAAGGCCAACUAGAAGAAGCGAAUAAAGCAGUGCCUCAAAACGCUUAUUUACUCAACAUGUCUUCGCCUUCUUUUGCCAUUUAUAAAGAGCGUUUUCAUAUAUAAAAAAAAUGGGUAGGCAAGAUUGAGUGCUGGAUAAUUCAACGGACGCCUCUCAUUAUUAUUUAUCAAAAGAAUGUACAUAGUUUUUAAAAAAAAGGAAAUAAACACAAGACUUUUUUUUUUUCUUUCUUUCCCAUCUUGCUCAUCGAUGGAUCAACAACUUGCAAAUCAAUUAUUUGAAAAAGGCGCGUUUCUAUUGUUUCUAGAAGCCCCACCUCAUUUAGAAUUUGGCGUUGAUUAUCAUGCUUGGACCAUUGGUCCUUUAUUCAAGGGCGUUAAAAUGAUUCCUCCAGGUUUACAUUUCAUCUAUUACUC